AUGGGAGACAUGGUAUCACCCAAGAAACGGUAUGCCCUAGUAGGCACAGGAGGAAGAGCAGGACUCUUCUACACGACCAUCGCAAAAGACUACAGCAAGACAAGUGUUCUAGUAGCUCUAUGCGAUACCAACCAGACCCGUCUGAACUACGCGAAAUCCAAAAUCGAAGCCCUAGGCCACUCGCCAAUCCCAACCUACCCAGCCGCCGACUUCGACAAAAUGAUCGCCGAGACAAAGCCCGACGAAGUCAUCGUCACAACAAUCGACCGAACCCACCAUACCUACAUCGUCCGCGCCUUGGAACUGGGCUGCAACGUUAUCACCGAAAAGCCAAUGACAAUCGACGUGCCCCAAUGCAAAGAAAUCCUCUCGGCCGUCGAGCGCACCAACCAGCGCGUCCGAGUGACCUUCAACUACCGCUACGCACCGCACAACACCAAGAUCUUCGAGAUCAUCCGCUCCGGCGCAAUCGGGACUGUGACAAGUAUCCAUUUCGAGUGGAUGCUGAACACGUCGCACGGCGCGGACUAUUUCCGGCGCUGGCAUCGGGAUGCGCGGAAUAGUGGCGGCUUGCUGGUUCACAAGUCGACGCACCACUUCGAUUUGAUCAACUUUUGGUUGCAGUCCAGACCGAAGACGGUCUAUGCUCAAGGAGACUUGAAGUUCUAUGGCAAAAAGAAUGCCGAGGAGCGGGGUGUCACGCAGUUUUAUUCCAGGGCUCGUGAUAGUGACGUUGCGAAGGACGAUCCGUUCGCUCUUCAUCUCGCUGAUAAUCAGCAGCUCAAGGCGCUUUACCUGGAUGCUGAGCAUGAAGACGGUUACUUCCGUGAUCAGAGUGUUUUUGGUGAUGGGAUUAGUAUUGAAGAUACCAUGAACGUCCUUGUUCGGUAUGAGAAUGAUGCCGUCUUGACCUACUCGCUCACGGCAUAUGCGCCAUGGGAAGGGUUCCGUGUUAGUUUCAAUGGAACCGGGGGGAGAUUAGAGGCGGAAAUUGUUGAGAGCAGCUAUGUGAAUUCUGGUGGUGAUCAAGCCAAGGAAGCUGCCGCUGAAAGUAUCAAGCUGCUGUUGCGGCCGUUGUUCCAGGAGCCGCGGGAGGUUGAAAUUGUGCAGGGUGCUGGUAGUCAUGGCGGUGGUGACAAUGUGUUGCUGCGUGAUCUGUUCGGGGAUGUUGAGCCUGACGAGUAUAUGCGGGCUGCCAGUCAUAUUGAUGGGGCUGCCUCUAUAUUGACUGGUGUUGCUGCUAAUCGGUCUAUUCGAACCGGGCAAGUUGUAACUGUUAGUGAUAUUCUUAGCCUGCCUUGA
Molecule: messenger RNA, 1302 nt
Organism: Penicillium nucicola
Lineage: Eukaryota; Fungi; Ascomycota; Eurotiomycetes; Eurotiales; Aspergillaceae
Product: Gfo/Idh/MocA family protein
Exons: 1
Coding region: 1-1302 (433 amino acids)
Molecular function (GO): nucleotide binding
Source: RefSeq, a predicted model, not a curated record